Molecule: messenger RNA, 2157 nt
Organism: Triticum urartu
Lineage: Eukaryota; Viridiplantae; Streptophyta; Magnoliopsida; Poales; Poaceae
Cellular component (GO): cytoplasm
Molecular function (GO): deoxynucleoside kinase activity
Source: RefSeq, a predicted model, not a curated record
UCCCCAAACCCUAGCCCGCCCCCACCCGCCCACCCGUUGAUGACCUCCGCCGCCGCCGCCGCUGCCGUAGAUGCACAGGCUCUCCCUCCUCCCCGCCGCCGCCGCAGCGACCGCCUUCAUUGACGCCGCCACGGCGCCCUUCCUGCUCCCGUCCUCCCCCAUGCCCUCCCUCCGCCUCGGCUCCCCCGCGCUCCUCGCCGCGCGCCGGGGCCCGCCGCCAUGGCUGCGCUGCGGCGGCGGGGCGAGGAGGGGCGCGUUCUGCACCCUCGAGGCCUCCAGGCGCGCGGACGGCGGGCCGGAGGACGAGAGGCGGGGCGGGGGCGGGGACGGGGCCCGCGCGGCGGCCGAGAGGAGGCUGCGGGGCGUCAGCGCCGUGGCGGGCAGCGGCGAGCUCCUCGCCAUCCCCGGCGUCGGCCCGCGCAACCUCAGGAAGCUCGUCGACAACGGCUUCGAGGGCGUCGCGCAUCUCAAGCAGCUCUACAGGGAUAAGUUCUUUGGAAAGUCUAGUGAGAAGAUGGUUGAGUUCUUGCAGAGCUCGGUUGGCAUCAUACAUAAGAAUCAUGCUGAGAGUAUCACUUCAUUCAUUAAAGAUAGUGUUGUUGAGGAGUUAGAUGAUACCAGCUCAUCUAAGCCUCCACAGAAGAAGAGGCUAACCUUUUGUGUGGAAGGAAAUAUCAGUGUUGGAAAGAGCACUUUUCUCCAGAGAAUAGCUAAUGAGACUAUUGAACUACGUGAUCUUGUUGAAAUUGUACCUGAACCUGUUGCUAAGUGGCAGGAUGUUGGCCCUGACCACUUCAAUAUACUGGAUGCCUUCUACGCUGAGCCCCAGAGAUAUGCUUACACGUUUCAGAACUAUGUGUUUGUGACAAGAGUUAUGCAAGAAAGGGAAUCUUCAGGUGGCAUCAAACCUCUCAGACUAAUGGAAAGAAGUGUUUUUAGUGACAGGAUGGUAUUUGUCCGUGCUGUUCACGAAGCUAACUGGAUGAAUGAGAUGGAGAUCAGCAUCUAUGAUUCCUGGUUCGAUCCUGUGGUGUCAUCGCUCCCAGGUCUUAUCCCAGAUGGAUUUAUUUAUCUAAGAGCCAGCCCAGAUACUUGCCAUAAAAGGAUGAUGCUCCGGAAAAGAUCAGAGGAAGGUGGUGUUAGUCUUGACUACUUGCAAGGUUUGCAUGAGAAACAUGAGAGCUGGCUGUUUCCUUCGAAAGGAGGAGGCCGUGGUGUAUUAUCAGUUAGUCAGCUGCCCACACAGAUGGAGGGCAACUUGCCUCCAGGGAUAAGGGAUCGUGUCUUUUACCUGGAAGGAGAUCACAUGCAUUCUAGUAUCCAAAAGGUUCCUGCUCUGGUCUUGGAUUGUGAACCUGACAUUGAUUUCAACAGAGACAUACAAGCGAAACGACAGUAUGCCCAGCAAGUUGCAGAGUUCUUUGAAUUCGUGAAUAACAAAAAGGAAGCUCCAUCUGAGCAAACAAGCACUGAGAAGGACCGCAUGAAUCCAAAGAUCAUGUUCCCUAACAAAGGCGGUUUGUGGGUCCCUGAAGGUGUGCCGCCUUUCGCCGGCUCUGCAAUGAAUCUGGAUUUCAGAAGAGCCAUGUCUUCAUAUCUCCCAACUUAAGGCCUCAGCUUCCGAAGUACCUGGGCCUGUUUGGUUGAAGGCUAAGAAUGCCAUAAUCAUGCUAACUUUUUGUCGAAAUCUGUCUCAUGGCCAAGGAAAAGGAGCCACAAGCACGACAAGCUUAGCUAAAAAGACCAGUGCCUGUGACAGAUGGGCCAUGAGGCUAAGCAGGUUGUGGCAAGCCAUAGUUGUGGUAGGCAACCAAACGCAGGACCCUCAGCUCACUGACCUUGUAAAAAUCGCUGAUGCUUUUCGCUAGACCUAUUAGCUUUGCCUUAUGCUAGCAGAUGAUGUAGAGUAGUGUGUCCGUAUCCCCAUCUUGUAAAUUGGCGAUCUCACUGGUAGUUUCACGUUCUGUGGUAGCAUUAGCCCAUGUUUAUCUAGCAUUAGCCUCAGUUUAUCUGAACUAUGGUCAGGAGGACCGAUGUGUGUACCGCAUGUUUUGUUGCUGGCUGCAUUUUGUUUAGAGAGGAUCAAGAACUGGUACUACAUCGUUGGCUAAAUGUGCCGUCCACUUGUUUACUGUGGUUUAGUCAUCUGGAAGUUUA